This is a messenger RNA of Zonotrichia leucophrys gambelii, 10029 nucleotides long. Its product is annotated as receptor-type tyrosine-protein phosphatase V-like. Gene Ontology annotation, biological process: peptidyl-tyrosine dephosphorylation involved in inactivation of protein kinase activity. Gene Ontology annotation, cellular component: signaling receptor complex. NCBI's taxonomy places the organism in Eukaryota, Metazoa, Chordata, Aves, Passeriformes, Passerellidae. The transcript has 39 exons. Gene Ontology annotation, molecular function: protein tyrosine phosphatase activity; protein binding. The coding region runs from base 439 to 7248 and encodes 2269 amino acids. The record is from RefSeq and is a predicted model, not a curated record.
UCCGCUGAUGCCAGAGCGGGCUCCAGCCCGGCCGAGCCCCGCCGCAGCGCGCUCCCCCGAGAGCCCGGCCAGCAGCGCCUCCCCCCCGGCCGGCAGCGCUGCCCGCAGCCCGCAGCCGCUCUCCGGGCCAGCUGCGGAGUCACCGCACAGGACACGAACCUGCGGCGACAGCAGCAAAUGCGCCCGGCGAGAGGCGGCCGCCCCCGCUGGGCUUCUCCCGGGCUGGAGGCGAGCUCUGCCCCCGCCCAGGGCCAGCGGGCCCGGCCGCGGUGCCACGGGCUGGCCGGUCCCCACUGAUGCCACCUUGUCACCCGCGCUCGGAAAGCAUGCGGGGACACGGCUGCUGGCUGUACGGGGACACGGGGCUGGCAGGGGACAGCCGCUGCUGAGAAACACCCCAACUUUGUCAUCCCUCUGAUCUGCUGCCACCAGGUCCCCAUGAGGUCACUGCUGCUGCCGCUGCUGGUGCUGUGCAUGCCGCGGCUCCCAGGGACGCUGGCACAGGGCGAGGGAUGCAACCACACAGCCCAGGCAGGGCUGGAGGGCCAGGAUGCACGUGGUGAAAGAGGCACCCUCCUGAAUGUCAGUGUGAGUGACCAUGACCGCUCAGACUCCCUCCUCCUGUCUUGGGAUGAGCCAGAGGGAGGUGCCAGGGGGUAUUUCCUUGCCCUGUCCCCGCUGGGGUCAGGCAUGCUGCUGCAGAAUGCCUCUGCUGGACCCAACACCACCAGCUUCUGGUUCCAUGGGCUGACUCCUGGCACACGCUACGAGAUCGAGGUGACAGCCACGCUGGCCUGCAGGGACACCAGCAGCCAGACCAUCACAGCACAGACAAGUCCCUCAGCUGUCCUGAACCUGACUCUGAGCAGCAGCAGCUCCUCCUCUCUGCGUGCAGCCUGGGCACACGGGCACGGCCACAGGGAUGGCUACAGCCUGGCACUGUGGCACAGCCACUCCCAGAGCCUGCUGAGGAACGUGUCCCUCCUGCCCAGCACCUCCACCUUCCUCUUUGAGGGGCUCCAGGCGGGCAGUGAGUAUGCCCUGAAGGUCAGCACCCUGGCUGGGACCCGCCAGGCCAGCACCAGUGCCCACCAGUGGACAGCUCCCUCCAUCCCCACCCAGCUGAGGCUCAGCCCAGCUUCCAGCACCAGCCUCGUGGCCUCCUGGGCAGGGGCUGCAGGGGCUGCCUGGCUCCACCUGGAGCUCCACAACCUCCUCACCCAGAAGGUCAGCAUGAGCCUGUCAGCCAGGAGGGGCCUCAGCAGCUACACCUUCCAGCAUCUGCAUCCUGGCACUCACUACUGGCUGGGGCUCAGUGCCACAGCUGGGCCCUACACUGUCCUGGGACCCAAUGCCACUGCCUGGACAUACCCCCUGAGUCCUGACAAUGUGACCCUGAGCAGUGCAGAGGAGCAGAACUCCUUAGAGGCUCGCUGGAGUGUCCCAGGGGGACACAGGGACUUCUACCUGGUGACCCUGCAGGAGGGACAGGACAGUGCUCCAAGCAGGAACAUCUCCGUGGGUGGGGACAACGACCACGUCACCUUCCACGGGCUGAACCCUGGCCAGCAGUACUCUGUGCAGGUGGUGGCGGUGGCAGGGCCCUACAGGGCAUCAGCUCAGAGCUCAGCAGCCUGGACAGAACCACAAGCACCCUCUGGUGUGAGCCUGUCCAGCCAGGGCAGCCCCCACAGGCUGCUGGCCAGCUGGGAGGAGGCCCCAGGGGAGGGCUACCUGCUGCUCCUCAGCCUUGCAGAGCACCCUGUGCACAACAGCUCCUUGCCCAGGGGUGCCACGAGCUUCACCUACGAGGGCCUGCACCCUGGGAGCCUGUACAGCUUUGAGGUCAGCACCGUGGCUGGGCCCUACACAUCCUCACCCCAGUGCAUCUCCAACUGGACAUACCCUUUGGCCCCAGAGCAGCUGACCCUCAGCAAUGGGGGCCACAGCACCUCUCUGCAAGCCUCCUGGAGAGCAGCUUCCUCUGGCAGCACUGGCUACACAGGCACCCUCUGGGAAACCAAAUCCCAGGAGCAGGUCAGGAAUGUGACUGUGGGGAGUGACUGGACCAAUGUCACCUUGGAGAACCUGGUCCCUGGGCGGCAGUACACGCUGGAGAUGGCUGCUGUGGCUGGGCCUUACAGAUCCCCUGUGAGAUCAGCCACUGACUGGACAUACCCCCUGGCUCCAUCUGGAGUGACUCUGACCAACACCCGGCGCCCAAUGGGGCUCUCUGCCUUCUGGGACAAGGCUGCUGGGGAUGUGGACCAGUUCCACCUCCAGCUGUACAGCAAGAGCCAUGCAGCACAGAGAAACACCUCAGUGGGGCCAAACACCCACAACUUCACAUUCCUGGGGCUGUCCCCUGGCACUCAGUACUUCCUGAAGGUGACUGUCCUCGCUGGCCCAUACAGAUCCUCGUCACACUUUGCCACUGAGUGGACAUAUCCCCUGUCCCUGGCCAACGUGAGUGUGCAGCCUGGCCGGGAGCCCCAGGAGCUGCGCGUGAGCUGGGUGGAGUCCGGAGGUGGCAGAGAUCACUUGGUGCAGCUCUCAGUGGCCGAGUCGCUGUCCAUCAUCAGGAAUGUGUCAGUGCCCCGUGGAGUGACCCAGCUGGCCCUGCAGGGGCUGGUGCCAGGCUCCAGGUACCGCGUGGAGAUCAUUUCCCAGGCCGGGCCUCACCGCAUCUCCUCUCAGACUGCCAUCGGCUACACCGUCCCCCUGGCUCCUCGUGCCCUGUCUGCCAGCCCUGCCAGCACAGCCCAGGCUCUGGCUGUGCACUGGGAGGCUGCUGCUGGCCACAGGGAUGGAUACCUGCUCAGCCUGCUCCAGGAGGGCUCCUCUGCACAGCCAAGGAACCUGGAAGCAGGGAAGGACAGCACCAACGUCACUGUGGCACAGCUGGAAGCAGGGACAUGCUACCUUGUGAGGAUGUGGGCAGUGGCUGGGCCCUACCGCUCUCUCCCCGAGAACACCACCGGCUGCACAGUUCCUGCUGCACCUACAAACCUGAGCCUUACCAACCCAGGCAGCUCCUCAGAGCUUUACACAUCCUGGAACGAGCCCCCAGGCAGGAGGGACCACUACCAUGUUACCCUGUACAGCCUCAGCACCCAGAGCAGGAUUCAGGUCCAGACCUUGAGUCCAGAUGCCCUGAACACCAGCUGGACUCAGCUGGAAGCAGGCAGCAAGUUUGCUGUGCAGGUCACUGCUGUGAAAGGCUCCUUAGAAGCCUCUUCCAUCAAUGUCACCCAAUGGACAUAUCCCCUGGCCCCUGUGAACCUCACCCUGAGCAGCCCCUCAGCCUCAGCCCUGGUGGUGACCUGGGCAGUGCUGGGCCGAGGGGCAGAAGGCUUCGUGGUGGAUGCCCAUGAGACAGCAUCUGGCACUCCUGUGGGGCACACACUGCUGGGUGGCCAUGCCAGGAGCCACAUCCUGAGGAAACUGAGCCCUGGCACCCGGUACAGCGUGGCAGUGAGGGCCACAGCUGGGCCCUUCCACGCCAGCACCCCCAACCUCACCCACUGCACAUCCCCGCUGCCCCCGGCCGCCGUGCGCCUGCUGAGCCCGGGGCACCCCGACAGGCUGAGCGUGGCCUGGGGGGCCCCAGCUGGGGGCAGGGAUGGAUACAGCCUGACCCUGUACCGGGCAGCCCUGGGCACUGUGGCAGCCACAGCCUCGCUGGGCAGGGACAGCCACAACUUCACCUUCACGGGGCUGGCACCAGGACACCAGUACUCGCUGGAGGUCACUGCCACAGCAGGACAGUACCAGGCAGCAGCACCCAAAAUCAGUGCCUGGACAUCCCCGCUGCCCCCGGCCGCCGUGCGCCUGCUGAGCCCGGGGCACCCCGACAGGCUGAGCGUGGCCUGGGGGGCCCCAGCUGGGGGCAGGGAUGGAUACAGCCUGACCCUGUACCGGGCAGCCCUGGGCACUGUGGCAGCCACAGCAUCGCUGGACAGGGACAGCCACAACUUCACCUUCACGGGGCUGGCACCAGGCAGCAAAUACCUGCUGGAGGUGGCAUCGGUGGCUGGCUCCUUCAGGGCACCUGCAGGGAAUGUCAGCAACUGGACGUACCCCGUGGCACCCCGCAAUGUGUACAUGACCAACCAGGGCUACCCCAACAGGCUGAGUGCGUCCUGGAGAGCUGAGCCCCAGGGACAGGAGGGUUACAGGCUCCUCCUGUACCACUCAGGCUCAGGCACUGUGGCAGCCAACGUCUCUGUUGGGAAAGGCACCAGCAAAUUCACCUUCUCUGGCCUGGCUCCAGGACACAAAUACCUGCUGGAGGUGGUGUCUGUGGCAGGGCCCUACGCAGCCUCGGCAGGGAACAUCAGUGACUGGACAACCCCCUCAGUUCCCCAGAAUCUCUCGGCGGUGGCUGAAGGGAACAGCUCCAUGCUCAUCUCCUGGGGCAGUGUCCCUGGCCAGCAGGACGAGUGCCAGCUGUGGCUGCGGGACCCCCGGAACAGCUCCCUGCCCUGGAGGCACUCCCUGGCCAGGGGACAAGGCCAGCACCUCCUGCAGGGGCUGAUCCCAGGCAGGAACUACUCUGUGUCCUUGAGCUGCGUGGCUGGGCCCUACUGGAGCAGCACCAAGCCCUUGGCAGUGCCCGUGGAGCCAGAUCCAGUGAAGGAUGUGCAGUGCCUACCAGAGUCAAGGAGCCUUUACUUGAACUGGACGAGCUCUCCUGGAGAUGUGAAGGCUUAUGAGGUGGUGACAGAGAGACUUUCUGAAGGACCCGCCACCUCCAGGCUCACCAUGAUCAUCCCUUCGAGCGAGGCCAGUCUGGAGGGGCUGGAGCCAAACUCCUCCUACCAAAUCCUUGUGAGCACCGUGGGCAUGAACACCCUGAGGAGCCAGGCUGUGGCUCUGCUCUGCAGCACAGCAGUGGAGCCUCUGCCCCCUCCCCUGCGUGCAGAGGUGUUCCCAGUGGAGGCCAGCUCCACAGUGAUCAUCUCCCCCGAGCUGUUCAGCGAGGAGAACGGCCAGAUCGAGUACUACGGUGUCAUUGCCACCACCAACGACUCCCUGCUGAGGCCCACCCAGGAGAUCAUGUCCAGCACGUGGUACGAUCACUACUAUGGCACAGAGGACUCCUACCUGGCAGUGCUCCUUCCCAACCCCUUCCAUCAGAGGAGCUCCCCCAACACCUGGAGGGUGCCUGUGGGGACAGAGGAGUGUGGCCACUCCAGGGCCACCUGCAAUGGGAAGCUGAAAGCCAACGAGCAGUACAGGUUCAGCAUUGCUGCCUUCACCAAAUAUGACCCAGUGGCCCCUGCUGUGACAUUCACCAUGUUCUCAGCUGCUGGAUCCAGUGCAGACACAGCUCCACUCUCAAUGCCAAUAAUUGCAGGAAUCAUUGUGGGGUUUCUUCUGACACUUGCAGCUGUUUUUGCUUUGGUUUACUGGAAACAGCUCAAAGCAAGGAGAACCAAGAAGAGCAGCCCACCCCAGGAGAUGGUGACCUACAGCCUGAGGAACGUCCACCGGCCAGUGCCCCUGCAGAACUUCAAGCAGUACUAUGAGAUGAAGACAGCAAAUGCUAAUCAUGCUUUUUUCCAGGAGUUUGAGGAGCUGAAGGAAGUUGGGAAGGAGCAGUCCAAGGUGGAGGCUGAGCUGCCAGCAAAUGUCUCCAAGAACAGAUACCCCCAUGUGUUACCCUAUGAUCACUCUCGGGUCAAGCUGAGCCAGCUGGGGCAGGAUCCUCACUCAGACUACAUCAAUGCCAACUUCAUGCCAGGCUACACAUCCCAGCAAGAGUUCAUUGCCACCCAGGGGCCCCUGAAGAAAACCAUCGAGGAUUUCUGGAGGCUGGUGUGGGAGCAGAAUGUCUGCAACAUCAUCAUGCUGACCGUGUGCAUGGAGAACGGGAGGGUGCUGUGUGACCAUUACUGGCCAUCAGAGUCUGCCCCAGUGUCCUAUGGGCAGGUGAGGGUGCACCUGCUGAUGCAGAGCAGCUCUGAGGAGUGGACAGUGCGGGAGUUCAAGCUGUGGCACGAGGCUCUGGGGGCAGAGCGCUUCGUGUCCCACCUGCACUACACAGCGUGGCCCGACCACGGCAUCCCCGAGUCCACCUCGUCCAUCAUGGCCUUCAGGGAGCUGGUCCAGGAACACAUCCAGAGCACCAAGGAUGCAGGGCCCACCCUGGUGCACUGCAGUGCUGGCGUGGGGCGCACGGGCACCUUCAUUGCCCUGGACCGGCUGUUGCAGCAGAUGAGGCAGGAGAAGGUGGUGGACAUCUUUGGUGUGGUGUACUCCCUGAGGAUGAACCGGUACCAGAUGAUUCAGACCCUGUCCCAGUACAUCUUCCUGCACAGCUGCAUUCUGGACAAGAUCUUGGAGGAGCCUCUCCUGGAUUUAUCGGGGACACAGAGGUCCUGCCCCAUCCCUCUGAAGAGCUUUGCCCAGCACUGUGCCCAGAAGGCAGCCAAGUCCCACAUGGGCUUCCUGAGGGAGUAUGAGGCUCUCCUGGAGGUUGUCAAGGAAGAAGCCAGCUCUGCAUCUCCAUCUUCAGGCAGCCAGCAGGCACGGCCCUCCUCCAGCAUCCUGCCCUAUGAUCGCUCCAGGGUGAAGUUCUCCCUGCUGGAGCAGGGCCCUCUCUCAGGACUGCUGCAGGUCUGGCGUGUCCCGGGCUGCAGCUCCAGCAGGGACUACCUGGCUGUCCAUGGCCCUGACAAGCUGACCAUGGAGGACUUCUGGACCCUGGUGUGGGAGCAGGAUGUUCACACAAUGCUCACACUUCUGCCAUGGCAGGAGAAGGGGGAGGUCCCAGGUGAGGAGUGCUGGCCCCUGGAAGGAGACUCUCUCUGCACAAGGACCCUGACCAUCCAGUGUGACACAGAGAAGCUUGUCUCAGGAUGGAGAUGCACCCAGCUCAAACUGAAACACGAGAAGAAGGCCAAGGAGAGGCAGGUGCAGAGGUUCCUGUACACGCUGUGGAGCAGCAAGAAGCAGCCUGAUGUGCAGAGCCUGGUGGAGCUGCUGGGGGCUGUCAGGAGGGGCUGCCCCCCCCGCAGGAGAGGGGGUCCUGUCCUGCUGCACUGCAGUGGUGACAUGAGCCAGAUGGGCACCCUGAUCUCCCUGGACUGCCUGUUGCACCAGAUGAAAGCUGAGAGAACCGUGGACAUCUACGGUGUGAGCCUCCAGCUGGCCAGGAGCUGCUGCCUCCUGACCCCCACUCUGGACCAGUACAUCUUCCUGCACAGCUGCAUCCAGGACAUCCUGGCUCAGAACCAGCCCUGACACCCCCUGACCCUUCUGGCACCUUCUGCCUGCUCCUGUACAGAGCUGGGGGCACCGUGGGACCCCUGGCACAGAGGAGGAGCAUUGCCCUCCCUGCCUGGGCAGUGUCCCCAGCGUGGUGCCAGCUGUGACUCCUGGACACACGGACAGUGUCCUGGGACACACGGACAGUGUCCUGCCAUAUCCCACUGCACACACAGCGAGGGGCUGGGCAGGAUCCUCUCCUCUUCUGGAGCUCCCCUGAGAUUUCUGGUGCCUGGAGGGCUCUGUGCCUGCUCAGUGCUCACUGUGGGGCUCUGUGGUGCCCCUGAGCUCAGCACCAGUGUGGGGCACCGUGGGCUGCAGUGCCCCUGGGCUCUGCUGUGGGCACAGCCCUGGGGGAGCUGCCUUGUCUCAGCUGGAAUGCUCUUAGGUACAAACAAUAAAGAGCCCUAGGAAAGUGUAUGCUUGUAAGGGGGGUUGGCUUUUGAUGGCUCCAGCUGAUGUGAAGGCUCCAGUACAGCAGAUGUCCCCAAAAGAGCAGCUCUGUCCCCAUCCAUGGGUCACUGCAGUGUCCCUUGGCACUCCAGAUGCUGCAGUCCAUGGCUCACCAUCUUCUGCUCACUCUCUCUGCUCCUUCCCCUGAGGCAACACUUGUGCAGGGAAUGUCCAGCCCAGCCAGGCACAUUUCCAGGGCUCAGAGUUGUGAACCUGCCCAAGGAUCAGGGCAGAGCCCCUGGUUCAGCUGCACACUGGCAACCUCAGCAGUGCUGCUGCUCUGGGCUGUCCAUGCAGGGACGUGGCUGCUCUGCAAGCAGGGCUGGCCAUGCACAAGCUGAAAUCACAAGAAGCAACUCAGUUCACUGAGCUGCAAGUGCAGGACAGAAAGAAGAGUUAAAAAAAAGAAGAUGGUUUCACAAGCAUGUUCCUCAUGUAGAAAAAAAUGUACUUGGGACCCUGUGUGCCCUUCUGCUCCCCUUCAGGCAGGGUGGGGUUGUGGUGCAGCCUCAAAGCAGAGACCCUGCUCCAGUGUGGCCCAAAAUCCUGCCCAUUAUUCCAUGUCCUGUCUUGGGCUGGGGUGAGGAGGUAUAGCAGGUUUGAUAAGGGGCUCCCAAGAGCUGGCAUGAGCAGCAGAGAGCCCCAGGUGGGUGACUGAGCUGGCCACUCCUCCUAACGCCCCUGUGAUUGCAGUAGAACUUUCUCCUUCUUCCACAACAAGGAUCUGCCCCAGGAUGGGACACCCAGGGCACCUCAGCAUCAGCCAUGCCAGCUCUGGGAUGAGGCUCUUCUGCGGCUGGGAAUCCUUUUUCCCUCUCUCCUAAAUCAGGUUUCCUCCUGCUCCCACCACAGGGACACAGGACAAAUUCUGGGUCACCCCUGCACACAGGACACAGUGAGCUUCUACUCUAAACCAAUCUAAAAUUUGCACACAGGACAAAUUCUGUGUCAACAGUGCACAUGGGACACCUUCCUGUGUCCCUGCACACAGGACUUGAAGGUCUCUGAGCCCCCUGGCAGGGGCUGGAGCCCUCCAGGGCAGCCAGAGGGAUUUCCUGGGCUCUGACAGGUUUGACUUUGCAGCUGGCUUGAUGACACAUCCAGUGUGCCCUGGAGUGUCCUCCCGUGGUGGCACAGACACACAGGGCAGGUGCUGCUGCUGCAAAGCCCAGUGCCACAGUGCCACUUAUCCUGGCUGUGGAAACAAACAUUUCCCUCCUGUGCCCCUCAUCCUGCAGCCCCAGUGUGCUUUAGGACUCACUGGUUACAUAAAAGCCACAAAGCCAUCAGGCUCCCUGUGAGCUGGGCUCCUCCCAAGGCAACAUCAUAAAUCCUUCUGUGCACAUGAGAGCAUCCACUGAGCUUCACAAGGCUUUUCAUGUUGGGAGUGUUCACUGAUCCUCCUGAGAGCCCCUGGCAUGCUGGCACCUCCCCAGGACAGCAGAGUCACUGGAUGGGCACUGGUGCAGGCUGAGAGCAGGGACAGGGCACAGCACACUUGGCUGAGCCUGGCACAAGGAUGGGGGGACACAGAAACAUUUCCAAACAGCAACUGCAGCCAGAACAAGGCAGCUCAGGAGGGCUGAGGGUGCCCAUGGGCCGCCCAGGAUGGUCUGGGCUGUGCUGAGGGCAGCAGUGCCCACACAGCCUGGCCAGGGUGGGAGCAAAUCCAGCCCUCCAUAGGGCUGAGGCUCUGCUCCACCUGGGAUCCCCCAGGCCAGGAGUGCUGCAGCCUGGAGCUGGGAGAGGGACAGGGGCUGAGCAGCCCUGCCUGCAGCACUGAAGGUGUCCUGUGUGCAGGGAAUGUCCUGUGUGCAGGGAAUGUCCUGUGUGCAGGGUGGCAGAGGUGUCCUGUGUCAAGGGGUGACACAGAGGGUGUCCUGUGCCUUUGAUUUAGCCCUUGGAAAAAACAAUUACCAACCUUUAUAUGAAGGAUUACAAGCCACAAAAGUUUAAGCAGAAUGAUAGUGAAUUUAUCAUAGGUUGAAAAGUAGAUUUUUGGGGUUUUUAGAAUGGGGGUUCAGGGGGCAAGAUGGAGGGAACUGGGCAUGUCCAGCCUUUCUCCUUCUCUUGGCCUCCAUCUUCUGCUCUGAUGGUGGCACUUUUAGAUUGGUUUAGAGUAGAAGCUCACUGUCUAACAUAGGUGAUAGGUAUUGGGAAGUAAUUGUAAAUAUUGUAAAUGUCGUUUUUAGUAUAAAAAGAUAACACUGCCCUGGGGACAGGCAGAGUGCCUUUGUCUGUCCUGCUGAGUGGACCUCAGCUGGACAGGAGAAAGAAUUUUAUAGAUAAGAUACAAUAAACAAC